AUGAGACUUUACCUAGUCGCCUGUAUCUUUUUGCUCUUCACUUCCUUGGCACGAGCCGAGGAGGAUGCUGAGACGAUAGAAGUCGAAGGUGAAGAGGCAGAUACAAAAGAUGAGGGAGUCUGCCUGAGUAAAGAAAACUGCGCAGCAUCACCGGCUGAGGAUGAAGAGGCGGGGAGUGAGAAAUCAGGAGACAAGUACACCCAAGAGAAGCAAGACGUAGAAGACAAAGAUGAAGAGCAGAAGCCCAAGAAGGGAGAGGAAGAGAGGCAUCUUGUGAAAGUUGAAGUCUUACAAGAGGGCAAGUUUUGUGACAGGGUAAUGGCUUCGAACGAUGACGCCGUGACGGUUCAUCUCAGAGGGAAGAAGGCUUCGGAUGGUAGUGAGUUUAUCACCACUUACAAAGAAGAUGGCUCCGAAGGGGUGUCCGUCGCGUUCCGUAUGGGCGUUGGAGACUCCAUCAAGGGUCUGGAGCUUGGAAUCAUCGGCAUGUGCAUAGCGGAGAAACGUCGCUUCACCGUGCCGGCUUCGCUCGUUCGCAACGGCAGGGACGGCUUCGAAGGUGACUUGAUUCCCAGGGGUGAGGAUUUAAUCUUCGAGGUGGAGUUACUCGGUGCUGUGCCAAACUACCAGAAAGGCAUGGGAAACAUGUUCAAAGUUAUGGACCACAACAAGGAUGGAGUUAUUCAACGGGAAGAAAUGUACGACAGCAUUGUGGGAGAUGAAAGUCUGAUCCCAAGAGGGUGUGAAUUAGCCGACGAACUGACGGACGAACAGAUGACGAAACAAGAUUACGAUAAAGAUGGCGUCAUUCAAUGGAAGGAAUUCCAUCUACCCAAAUGGGAUGAUAUGUAA
Molecule: messenger RNA, 852 nt
Organism: Asterias rubens (European starfish)
Lineage: Eukaryota; Metazoa; Echinodermata; Asteroidea; Forcipulatida; Asteriidae
Product: peptidyl-prolyl cis-trans isomerase FKBP14-like
Exons: 4
Coding region: 1-852 (283 amino acids)
Molecular function (GO): calcium ion binding; peptidyl-prolyl cis-trans isomerase activity
Source: RefSeq, a predicted model, not a curated record